This is a messenger RNA of Aethina tumida (small hive beetle), 1541 nucleotides long. Its product is annotated as fasciclin-1-like. The transcript has 2 exons. Lineage: Eukaryota; Metazoa; Arthropoda; Insecta; Coleoptera; Nitidulidae. The coding region runs from base 26 to 1495 and encodes 489 amino acids. Gene Ontology annotation, biological process: cell adhesion; extracellular matrix organization. Gene Ontology annotation, molecular function: cell adhesion molecule binding. The record is from RefSeq and is a predicted model, not a curated record. Gene Ontology annotation, cellular component: extracellular matrix.
AUAAUUACGAGAGUCAGUGUGAAAAAUGCGACCAAUUUGGUUGUACGUUCUUCUAACGGUGCUGAACAGUUCCGACUGUAACAAACUGAGAACUGUUUAUCAAAGGCUAAGCCACGAGGAUCAGUUCGAACAGUUCCACAGGCUAUUCAAGAAUGAACGGAACAUCAUUACUGAUAUGCAGUACUCAUCGUUGACGGUUUUCGUGCCGACUAACAAAGCAAUCGAGAACUAUGGAGGCGAAACGCAUGUUCGGUAUCACAUGUCGUAUCAGUAUUAUGAUUUGAACACGUUAAUGUCCACGUCUAAUGUCACCACCUGUUUGUACAACAACGCACCCCCCAUUUGGGUCACGAGGAAGGGCGACGAACUGUACUUGAACAACGCCAAAUUGUUGGUGGAAAGGUCCAAUUAUCUGUCCAGGACUUUUACAGGGGAUUAUGGGAAGCCACAGGCUUUGCACGUGAUCGACGACGUUCUAACUGCCGAAAUAAACGUCUUCCACAAAAUAUCAGCGUACGACUUCCUCUCGAUCACCAGGGACGACUUCAAAAAAUCCGAGCGGGUCACAAGCUUCUUCCAACGGAUCCACGAGAACCGCCAACAAAACCUGUACAAACAAAAAGGUACCAACACCUACUUCAUACCAGUUGAUUCAGGCAUCGACAACUACAAGUACCAACUGAUCGACAAGUACGUUAUUCAGGGUCAUGUGAUCGAGAACGUGGUACUAUUCACAAGACCGACAGAGAAAAGUUUCCCGUUCGAAUCAAGGGCGAACGGCGACUAUAUUUAUAUCCUGCUGAACUUUGUUGAGGUGAACGGUCGUAUGUUUGUGAAAAGCAGAACGAUACUAGGCGACAGUACUCAUCAAGAGGGCGAAAUUGUGGCAGAAAUUAUUAAGGGCAACAUCCCUGUCACAAACGGCGUUGUACAUUUAAUUUCUAAGCCCCUGGCGGUGUUCGACAGGAAGCUUAAGCCGUUUCCCUUUUUGCCUGUAAUUGAAAAGAUUGCCUCUGAUCCAGACUUGGACUUCACGUACAGGUUGGGCGAGUCGUACGGUUUUAAUGACUUGUUGAAAAACGAAAGUGUUGCCCUCACGUACUUCGUCAUCAAAGAUUCCACCUGGGACGAAUUGGAGAGGAACGACCUAAGGCUAAAAGAAGACUUUUUGGAUGUUCUAAAGAACCACCUGUUUGUAUCAGACGUCGCAUUCAGCAUGUCCAAGCUUGUGGCUCUGACAAAAACCAACAACAACUCGGAUGUGAUCCUGGAAAGUCUGGGUGGUACCGUACGUCUAUCCGUUUGGAAGAUCCACGAGGAGUACUACGUGGUUUACCAAAAUCGCCACAUUAAAGUCUUAAGACCGGACUACGAGUGCACCAACGGCUUAGUACACAUUCUAGAGGCACCCCUGGCUGAACUACGGAAGCGCGACAACGAAACCGGAGGCUUCUGGCACACAUUAAAGCACAUCUUCAAAAGCCUACAAGACUAAUCAGUUUAUCCUGUAAUCAACCACAAAUAAAUACACCAUGUUGAAA